AUAUCUGGCCACCUGCAUCACCUACCAUGCCUCUGUCACGUACCUUGCUUCUGUGUCGCCUACCAUGCUUCCGUGUCACCUACCAUGCUUCUGUGUCGCAUAACAUGCUUCUGUGUCACCUACCAUGAUGCUUCAUUCUUCACUUGCAGUGCUGGUCGUGACUAUUUUGUCUCUACACCCAAACGAUUGGAGCUGAUAAGUGUUUGUAUUAAAAUGCUAUCCGGAGGUCACGGAGAAGUAAACCCCAACUCAUCAUGGCACAGCAGUCGGGGAGCUUGGCUGUCUUACCUGGCUGGAGUAUUGGCUCUACACCUGUUCCUUCUCUCCAUACCACUGAUUUCCAUACCUACAGCUUGGACUCUCACUAAUGUUAUACACAACCUGGCAAAUUACCUGUUUCUUCAUCAGAUUAAGGGGACCCCUUGGCAGUUACUAGAUCAAGGGAAGUCUCGGCUGAUGACUGCGUGGGAACAGAUUGACUAUGGCCAACAGUUUACUACAACUCGCAAAUUUAUCACCAUCAUUCCUAUUGUCUUAUUUCUCCUAACCAGCUUUUACACCAAGUAUGAGUUCAAUCACUUUGCCAUCAACUUUGCCACACUCCUUCUGGUACUUAUUCCAAAACUGCCACAAUUCCACAUGGUCCGGUUGUUUGGCAUAAACAAGUAUUAAGCUUACCAUAGCACCAGGCACAACUGAGGGAUCCUCAGUGAUAACUAAUGUGCUGUGAGGGUGUUAUUGAUGUCUGAAUAAUGUUGUGCUGAACAAAGGUAUCAGUUAUGUACACAAAUGAGAUUAGUUUUGACCCCACAGUUUAGAGAGGAAUAAAUAGGAAAAGAGGUACAAUAUCUGUUGAUGUGUUAAGAUAGAGAAUGCACAAAAGUAAAUUGAUUUCUGUGAGAGAGAGUAUCAGAUACAGUGUUGGAAACAGGUAAAUUAAUAUUAAUGUGGAUCAACAUCUGUGUUUCCUUACCCAUUCAACAUUUUCCUAAACACUUUUUGUAAUUGUCACUGCUAACAAGUUAUAAAAUAUUUCAUAAAGAUAAUUGCAUUAUUUGACCUUUACCAGUUCUAUUUUCAUUGAUUAUCAGAACUUAUCUAAAAUCAAAAUUUGUGGGUUAAUAGCAUUGUAUAUAAAAUAAUUAAUUUUAAGUAGAUGUUGAGAGUAUUUAUGUAUAAAGUGAUUUUAAGCUGUUUACAACUGUUCACUGGACCUGCUAUAUACAGUAUAUUUGGUCAGUCUUGUGAUUUUGAUGGAAAAACUUUCUCAGCUUCAGCAGUCAAUACUUGAGCCUUUCUGAGUUUCAAACAAUGGACUUAAGAAAGUAAUAUGAACAGGCAUUCAUUAUGAAAAAAAAAAAACUUAAAUAAUUUAAGUUUUAAAAGCACUUUAUAAAUCAGUUCUUUUAAGAAUACGUAUGCUCAAUCAUCUUUAAAAACUGUGUUUUUAAGAAGAGUUUAUACAGGUAACAGAUAAAUUGUAUUAAGUUUCCAGAUUAAAGGUAAUAAGUUAUAGUUAUUAUCAUCCUGAUUAAUAUGUUUUUUUAUAUAUGAGAUGUAAUACUAUGCAAUUGGCUAUACUUUACUACUUGGUAAGGAAAUGUAGUCAUGUAACUCUUCUACUUUUGUGCAUAUUUAUUGUGUAGUUAACUAAGUUUCUUUGUAACUUGAAGAAAUAGUUUGCACAGACAAGUUAAGUAUAGAAGACAAUUAAAUUCUAUAUGUUAAUGUAAUUAUUUCAUCAUUACAAUAUCCCUCCAGAUGCAAGCUGUCACACACAAAACCUUCUAACUUACCAGUACAUUUUUCAUUCCAUAUUUACUGAUUUGUUUUGCCCCUCUUAUUUGUCUCCCCAUCUCUCUCCUUCAUUGUUUAAAAUACCUUAAAAGUUUCACCAGCACUGCAUUAGGUGAACCCUUCAGUAAGAGAUGUAUAUACCUAAUGUAGGUAUGGAAUAUAGGCUACUGGUCUGAUGGGUUCCAAACGUAACCUAACAUUUCCAUUGUGCUUUAGACCCCUAGGACUGGGAUCUAUUAGGCUUGUGCCCUGAAAUUAGUUAAGGUUGGGACCUACAGUAUUAGGACUUGGGGCUCACUUGAUCAGUCACUUGGUUGGUAGAAAUGGAAACUUUGAUGUAAAAGUUUGACUUAAGUGAUUGAAUGCCCCCAUCUCAGAAGGAAAACCUAGCUCUUUCUCUUCUGCAGUCAUAAUUUAGUAUACUACUCUGACCAGUUGUAAAUGUUGCUUUAUCCAUCAUAAAAGACAGUGUGGUUGGAACUUCUUGAUAUUGAUCUUGUUGGUGGUGAGGAUGUUAUGAAUUGUGUCUUGCUAAGUUAAUGGAAGACAUUAGUCGAGGUAUAUGGAGUGAUACACUUAGAAAAGAUCUUGUUAAAGAGGUGGAUUAAACACGCCAAGGAGGCAAGUCUAGAUAUUUCUUUUGAUCUUACUUCCGGUAGGAUUCAGGUUUCAGAACUGUAGCUGCCGGUAGUAAGUGACUGUGUCUUGUGGAUGGAGAUAUAGGUAAUCCCAGUGGAAAAUUAUGAGAAUGAGGGAAACUUGUGAAACAUAUGGAGCAAAAAUAGCAAAGUUUGUGAGUGAUGUUACAAUGUUGAUUACUUAUGUGUAUUCAAGCACUUUGUUUCUGUUGGCACAAGUUGAUUGUAGAUGAAUUUACAUGAAUUAGGUGAGUUACGGUUAGUACAGGGUACUGUAUUGUACUGUGUUUGUGUGUUUGCAAGCUUAGGAUGGAAUACAUCUGUUUAGAGUAUAUAGACUUGCCUUAUGCUUAGACCUUCCCUACACAUGUCUUCUGCAAUGAUCCAUGUCUGUUUCCUCUACUAAAGUUUCUGUAACCCUUGAUCCAAUCCACACACGUGUAGGAAAGGAAUAAAGAUAUUAAAUAGAAAGCUGAUAGAGAGGUAAAGCAAGUAUCAUCAUGAUUGUGGGGGUGUUUUUUUAGUCAUUUUUUUGGGGGGGGGGGGGAUUAUUUUAGUUAUAUCUUUUGUGGAUAUAUAAUAGAAGGGGUAUUUGCACUGAUAUGGCUGUGCUCCUCAAACCUUUUACUGCUCCUUCAGUAGGUUGGCUGUGCCUGCUUUGUUGACAAGAAUGUCAUCAGUUGAAUGUCACUUUCUCCUACUUAUUAAAAUGUUAUAACUUGUUAGUGACCAUUUAAUUCAUAUAUAAUUUUCCUUUGCACAUACAAUCUGACCAGGUGUUGAUGCCAUGAUUCCUAGCAUUCAGUUGGUUACUUCACCCCUUUGGUAGGAUGUUAGUCUCCCAAAUGUUUAUUCAGUGUACAGAACUGUACUGUACUGUACUAGGGUAAUUUAUAAGGAAGGAACCCAGUCCUCCACUCCAGAUGGAAAUCAAACCCAGGAACCUUCACUUGCAAAAUAAAUGCUCUUCCACUUUUGUGUGUCCAUAAUACUGUUACUAUAUUCUUGACAAGUAUCAUUCAAAUAGUAGUUCCUCUGGGAGUUAAAGAUGUAAGCUUUAUUAAGACUCUGCCUUUUCCUAUUUGAUGCAGAGUAGCCAGAAACUAGGGUAAAUGAUUUGAUAUACAGUACGGUACUUGUAAAAAUGGUUGCCAUAGAUCUGACAGCCCAUUUGGAUUAGUGUUGAUACAGCUCACUGUAGAUAAAGGCUUUUUUCUGUACAUAAGGAGACAGUGUGGCCAGCACUGCACUCAACCACCUUGUUAGUUUUCCAUUCACAGCUGGGUAGAAUGAGGGUGUUCUCGGGUGUGAACCAGCUUUCCAUAGAAUGGGAGGCAAGUGUUGUUCCCACUUUGCCACCACACUUGUACAUAUUCAGAAAGCAGUGAAAUGUUUAUUGUAUGAUAUAUAUAUAUAUAUAUAUAUAUAUAUAUAUAUAUAUAUAUAUAUAUACACACACAUACACACAGUACCUCUGUUAUAGAAAUAGUCACGUCCAAAAUUUCUACCAGACCAAGAAAUAGACUUCUUUCUUUAUCAUUAAUUAAUAUCUGGUACUAAUUAUAGCAUUAUUUUGCAUAUUCUAAACAGCGUAGUGUUUGUUGUGCAUCUUUUGUCACCGCUACAUGUCUUCUACAAACAAAAUUUCCCUAGUUUCUUGCAUAUCAAAUUUUUUUACCUUAUAAUAUUCCCAUACUCUUUCAUGGUUUACAAAGUAGAAAGCUUGUGGAUAAACUGUGACCAAACAAAGAGCAUUGCUUACAUCACAGCAGCUGGAGAGUGUUAACAUGUUUGGUGAAGACUGAAUCUUGUGCACAGUCAUUGGAGGAGAAGGUUAUUAAAACAAUUUACCAAUUUGUCAUUAAAUCACUGUCGGUACUAUUGUUUGUAAAAUGUUUUAAGCCUGGAUCGUAUAACUUGUAUUGCACAACUGCUGUAAUGCCAGUACAGUACCUUAUACCUGUAUGUAACUCCUAUAUUAUGGCCUUCAGCCAAUGUGUCACAGGUUAUAUAUACUGUACCCCAAUGUGUGGUGUCAGAUUUGAGUUUUGGACAAUAUGUAUAUACAGUAUGUCGAAUUAACCUACAUGGCACAAUAACAGAUUGUAGUUAAACAAUACUUAAUUGAUAACAAGUAGAGUGGAGAAUUUUUAGUAUGUGGCUGAAGUGUUACUUUUGCUUGCUCUGAAGCAUAAUACAGUAUGUACUGUACUGAACAGUAAUUUGAAAACUUGUUUAGCUAAAAUGUGCAAAGAAUACAUAAUGCACUGCAGAUAUGCUUUAUUAUUUAAGGACCAAUGAGACUUGUGAAAUGCUAACUUGUUUGUAAGAUAGUAGAACAACUACCUGUUGUGCCAUUUUUGUAAAGUAGUUGAAGUGUUGUGAAUUUCAUAUCAAAUUUACUGUAGUACAGUAUCAUUGAAUAAUAUUUUGGCCUUUUCUGAUAAUUUUAUUGGUACCCUCUAGAAAUUUGAGUGUUAGAGGUACUGUAACACGAGAUAAUACAUUACAGCGUAUAUGGAAAUUAUGUCUUAUAAUAUCUAAGCCUGAAGUUAAAAAGACAUUAUUUGUGAUGGCACAGCAUAUGUGUAGGUGGUCACUUGUAAUGUAAAUGUUCUGCACUAAAGCAGACAUUUUUUAUCUUUGUUAAUAAGAGAUUUAAACGGAUUUUUACUAGCUCUAACCAGGAAGGGUUUUUCCUAUCCACGGAGCACUAAAUAAUUGUGUUUAAUAUCCUAAUAAAGAUUUAUGUGGGGCCAGAAAAUGGAGUACCUGUACUGUAAUCAGUUUUAUUAAAUUUAGUAAGUUUGUUUGUGAUAGAUGACUUAAAUAGCAGAGAGGAUUAUGUCAGUAGUACAGUUUGUAAUACUCUUAAGGAUGGAACAAUAAAUUUCUUUUCUGAAUUACAGUAUGAUAAUAUGGGUUUGCAUUGUAGUAUGUAUAUGAAUAAUAAUCAGAUGUGAUGUGUGUGAUUAGGGAAUUUAUGACUUGUAGGUCUGUUGAUGGCUAACAUAAAUUCAUUUACUGUUGUCUUGUAAUCAGUUGAGUGCUAAUAAUCACACAUGAUUCUUUGCAUUACAUGAAUCUUGAACUUUCCUGUAGCUUAAGGAAUUUGAAUAUUGAUGCAGUACAUUGCCAUUUCAGUAUUUGCAGUAGUUGUUAAACUUGUCUGUUUUGAGAUUAAGUUGUAUGUAAAUUCCUUUAAAUAAUUUGUCAAAAUAUUGCAUGUGAUUUUGAGCUAUUAGUUGCCGGUGUAAGUGUAAAAGAGAUGACAAUAUAUACAGUACUGUAUCUUAGUAAGUACCUAAAAGAGAGUAUUGCUGUGAACCUCACAAGCAUUACUAUAACCCAACGACCCAUAGAGGUGGUUCAAGAAUGUGAAGCUGUCCAAUAGGUUAUGCAUAGAAUAUGAAACCUGAAGCAUCAACCAUUUUUUUGUGCCAGUAGAUACGGUAUGUUAAGAUAAGGCAGUCUUUUAUUGCCAUGCCUCCUACUGAUAACUGUGUGUAUUAAAGGCUUGUAACAUUUUCAAAUAGAUUUUUCAGCAUCCUUGCUGUAUGCUCAUGCUUAUAAUUGUAUUAAAAGAAAAACCAUUUUUCCAUUUGUAUUCAGAUGAUUCAAUUAUCUAUCAUUGAAAUCUCUUCUGUUGUCCCUCCCAGUUACAUCACACAGUAACAUUGUGUAUGAACCGUUCCUCUGUUAGCUAAGUUCCAAUCCCAUCAUCUGGAUAAGCUUACCAUAUUGUAUGAAUUGCCUUUCUGUUAUUCCUUCUUAGCCCAUCAUAUGGUUAAUAUCAGCACCCUGUGUGGAGUGUCCCUUGUUCAUCCCAAUUCCAUCACACUAGUACCCUAUGUGAUCAUCACAACCAGUAGUUCAGCAAUACUAAAUGGGGAGUAAACUGUGUGCCAAUCUAACAAGUGUGUCGAUAUUUUUUUUUAGCAGGUGCCUGGUCAAAUGGGCCUCAGUCUAGUAGACCCGACCCAAAUUACCAUAGUAAAACAACAUACCUGUAUUAAAGUUCAAGCCACUCCUAGUGGGUGCAGGAGUUAAUUAAAAUAAUUAUACUGAGUUCAAAUCCUUAUAACCCACAAUCCUAAGGGUUAGGUAAAGUUGGGUUUGGGCCCAUUUGAACUGGGGCCCAAUCUCACCUGUCACCUGUAUAACUGACUUAUUUUUCAGGGUUGUCAUUCCAUUAUAUAUUAUGACAAUUAGAUAAUGCUAUAAAUAUACAGUAUAUAUAUUUAAUGUGAUUUCAUACAGUAAUAUUUCUUUAAUACUAUAUAAAGUUCUUCUGCUACAAGGUAUGUUUUGGUUAUGGUGUUGUUGGCAAAUGAGCUCAACUUGGUAUGUGACAGCAUUAUAAUUUUCAGACUGGUGGCAUUGACUGUGUGUAAUAUAUCUUUAUAAAGCUUCAAUAUAUUUUAUGACAGUGGAUAGCAUCACUAGUGGAAGUGUGAUUUUCUCUCCAGGUUUUUCUUGCACUAGUCAUAUGAUGAAGUAAUUCUUUGUAGAGAAUAAUAUUGUGUAUGUAAGCAA
Homarus americanus (American lobster) is the source of this 6971-nucleotide messenger RNA. It is a transcript of the gene ORMDL, whose product is annotated as ORM1-like protein 2. The coding region runs from base 85 to 672 and encodes 195 amino acids. The transcript has 4 exons. Gene Ontology annotation, cellular component: endoplasmic reticulum membrane. The record is from RefSeq and is a predicted model, not a curated record. NCBI's taxonomy places the organism in Eukaryota, Metazoa, Arthropoda, Malacostraca, Decapoda, Nephropidae. Gene Ontology annotation, biological process: intracellular sphingolipid homeostasis; ceramide metabolic process; negative regulation of ceramide biosynthetic process.